Messenger RNA from Amphiprion ocellaris (clown anemonefish), 4734 nucleotides. It is a transcript of the gene tmem276b, whose product is annotated as transmembrane protein 276b. The coding region runs from base 343 to 1239 and encodes 298 amino acids. The record is from RefSeq and is a predicted model, not a curated record. Gene Ontology annotation, cellular component: membrane. Lineage: Eukaryota; Metazoa; Chordata; Actinopteri; Pomacentridae. The transcript has 4 exons.
ACAUUUGUGUCUGCAGCUCCCCAUCCCGCAGCAACCUGGAGGAGAGAGAGCGCAACUACAUCCCUGCCCCUGCCUCCUCCUCACAGCGUUGGUCGCCAUCCAUCCCCUCUCCUCCUCCUGUACCAUAACAGAUGGUGGGAACAACAUUGCAUGCACCGGGCACCACAACAAUAGACCGCAGCAUCCAGUCCGGACUCCGCUGGCCUUGCACCACCAUGCUCCCAGUGCAGGACUGCGUGAGGCUGUGAGUGCCGUCGUGAUUUAUUUCACGCGGUACCACCACCACCACGGCCACGGAGGAACCUUCUUGCGACUGUUUGGGCUCUCCAUCGAGCGGGGAAGAUGGCCGCUAUGAAAAUAUUAACCAGCACGGGGCUCUUCUUGGCUUUCUGUGCGCUCGGGCUGCUCGCCAUGGCGAUCUGCACCGACUACUGGUACGAGACCGACGCGAGGAGACACCGGGAGAGGUGUAAAAACUAUGCCAACAAGCGAAACGACCCGGGUUACAUCUACAUUUCAAACCACAACCUCCCCCUCCAGAUGCCUCCAAAGAGCCUGGAGAGGAAAGGUAGCGGCCCAGAUGCUGCUCCCCUCGUCAGGGGGAAGCGCCACUUUCUGGCCGCCGCGUCCGCCAUGGAGUCCCACUGCAGCCGCCAGUUCAACUCCACCAUCUCCGGGCUUUGGAGGAAAUGUCACCGGGAGGGAUUCGACCUGGAGACCGAGGACCUUAUUUACAAAGGAAUAAUUCAAAGAUGUACCCCGGUGAAGUAUCACUAUUCUUCGUCCAUCCUACCACGAAAUUUACCCGUCAACAUCACAAAGACUAUACGCCAGGAUGAGUGGCACGCACUCCAUCUAAGAAGAAUGACGGCUGGCUUUGUGGGAAUGGCUGUGUCCAUCAUUCUCUUCGGUUGGAUCAUUGGAGUGCUGGGAUGCUGCCAGCAGCAUGACCUCAUGCAAUAUGUAGCUGGGCUACUCUUUCUCAUGGGAGGAACGUGCUGCAUCAUCUCCUUGUGCACAUGUGUGGCAGGAAUCAACUUUGAGUUGUCCCGCUACCCUCGCUCCAUGUACGGCCUCCCUGAAGACAUUAGCCAUGGCUAUGGCUGGUCCAUGUUUUGUGCCUGGGGGGGCCUCGGCCUCACAUUGCUGGCUGGCUUCCUCUGCACCUUGGCCCCCUCCCUGAGCACCCCUGCUCGCACGACGACCCACAAGCCCAGGCAGGAGAAUGGAACCGUGUGACAGAAGUGUCGUGAAGCGGGUUGACCCACCGAACGCACAAACCACACCCUUCCAACCUUGAUGUUUAACUCUGAGACAGUUUCUGUCUGGUCACCAUCUCACAGCCCCCCGUCAUCAUCGCCAUUUCCCCCUUCAGUGUUCAGUGUGCCUGAGUUGUGACAGAAGGAGCAAAGUGACGACAAACUUCACACACCUGAUCUUGAGAAUCCAUGAGGGACCUCCAGGAACACAAAGAGUAACACCUACAGUAACGUAUGACUGGAGCAUGGCUCUCAUAGCACUAAUAAGACAUUUUUUAUUUUGGUUUCGACUUUUGACACGCUGACUCUAUGGUGAUCUAAAGGUGACUGUUUUCUCUGACGAGAAUUUGUCUUAAAAUGGUGCUCUCUUAAAUACAUAAAGCCACACACACUCCCACGCAGGAUGCACACAUACAACACACACACAGGACACACACACACACACACACACACACACACACACACCAGCUUUUCCACACAUUCUCAAUUACUCCGGAUGAAUCAUGAGAGAAAUCCUCCAAAAGGAACAAACACAAACAUCAGGCCAGAGCAUCCUGUCAGCAUUCCUUUUUCAGUCGAGUGAUGUGUGCUGUGUUAUUGUUCGUAAUGAAAAAAAAAAAUAACUCUGGCGCUGACUGCCCAUUGCUUAUCUUUAGUGUAGCACACUAACUGAUAUCAAACAUGAGCCCCGGGGUCGACGUCUGCAGCCUAGAAUGGAUCUAGCAGCAGUGUGGUCACUAAGAUAAAAUACACAGAAGUCAAAUUUGCCCGGAAGAAGCAAAUUGUUUGAUACUUCUUUGAAGAUUCAAUAUGUACAAAUGCAUCUCUGUGUAGAUCCAGAUCAUCGUUUGUGUAAAGUAGAUUUUGAAUAAGAUUGUUUGUUUUCCGUUUGCUCGGAGGUGAUGGUGGCUGAUAGUGGGGAGAGGAUAAAGACUCGGAUCCGUUAGUGGAUUCAGCAACACAAAGGUAUUUUUGUGGUACCAAAUGAAAAGAAUUUAAAGCAAAAGAAAGCAUUAAAACAUAGCAGCUGCUGAGCUGUGACUUAAUGCUGCUGUGCUGUUACUGCUCUGACAGACCCAGUUGUUUGCUGACGGCUGAAUCACAACCUGACGAGAGCAAAACAUCAAACCAAACUGUGAAGGAAGUAUUUGAUUUCUCCAUUGUUUACCCUAAAUAUUGCUAGGCCUUUAUUUGUGUUAAUACUCUGAAUACAAGCAAGUUAAGCAAUUUUACAAGCGAAAAAUAAAUGCAACUUCAGCACAAGCUGCACUCAAAAUCCUCAUCUACGCAAAGUGCAGUAACGUAGAGACAUCAAACAUUGGCAGAGGGCCAGUGUAUCAUAUUGUGUUCUAAAACAUGACUCUGGAAACAAAGAGCUAAAGAGAAUUAGAUUUUUUUUUAUGUGAUGAACAUUAUUAUCUAACAAUCAAAUACAUAUCAUUAAUGGUCAGCUCAUCCCUCUUAAAACAAAACCAAAAAUGAAAUGAUAAAAAUUAAGUACUGAAUCCAUGAAACAUGUUUAAGACUCCAAGUUAAAUACAUUCCAUUUCAGCAAAAGACACAUUCAUUGCCUACAAAAUAGCUCCCUGUAAAUUCUGUAGAUUGUGAGAGAAACUUGGCAGCAAUUAUUCAAUAUUUUUUCUUAUUUUCUUACUUUUUGGAUUCAAUCUUUAGAUUAAAAAAUACCUCCGAAAAGCACAAAUAGGAAUCUGACUGCAGCAACAUAUGGUACACUUUACACAGAUUUUGUAUUUUAUUUGUUGUAAUUUAAACAUAAAAAAUGACAAAUUCUGACAAAGAUCCAUACUAAAUGCUGGAUUGUUUUGGUGUUAAGUUAAUGGAUGCUAAAGUCCAGUGGUUAUACAAGAAAACACUUUUAUUUAAUGACAUUUCCAACAAAAAGUAAGAGUAAAAAUAAAGUAAUUCUUGGGAAAAUAUUUUGGAUUUCAAACUGGAGGUGUUAAUUCAAAAUAAAAUUUAGACUGAUGUGUGACAUACACCUUAAAUUCAUAGUACAAAUCAGUAAAUACACUUGCAAAACAGUGUGUUUCAUAGUAUGUAUUUUCGGAUGGAAAUUUCUUUAAUAUAAAAGGUAAAAAGAUUCCACUGGUGAUGCUUUUGGUAAAAGAAUAAUUCGCAGCAGCCAUUUUAAAAAAAAAAAAAAAAAUUCACAUAUGUGAUUUGUUUUCUUUCCCCUCAGUCACUAGAGCUAAUAUAUUUUGAAAUGAUGGAACUCACAAAGGGUUCAUGAUACAAGAAUAUUACAGCCAUGUGUGAUGAAGUUUUUAUAAGUGUUGAUUGCCUGAGAUGAAUCAUGAGAUAUUCUAUCAGCUAUGUCAAUUAACUUUCUUAGAGAAAAAAAAAGGUGUUAUAGUGCGUUAACGACACUGUGUGUGAUGUUCAGUCCUUUCACCAUCACCAUUAACGAGGAAAUUAACUGAGGCAUGAUUGAAAACUGUAUCUUCAGCGUCUUGUUGAAUCUUUGCACUUUGCUGCGUCUCAUAAAAGACAGUGAACCUGAAGUCUGAUGUUUGUAAGGUCACAUAAGGGAGCAAAAGAUGAUCAGAGCAUGUAAUAAGCACCCUGUUGUGUCUUUUACAAAGAUUUUGGGUUUAUACAACAUUGUGUGUUCGGGGUCAGUCGGUCCAGGCUCUCACCAGGACAUACUAUAAAUAUGAAAAUACUUAUAUCUGUGGUCAGUUCACUGGCUAAUUGACAGAAUGCAAUGCUGUUUGGUGUUUUGGUUUGAUAAAGUUUAAAGUUUACACCCAAACUGAAGCGCAGUAAUAGAAGUAUUACUGUAAGCAGUAAACUGUAAUGUAUAAGUACUUUGGUGCAAGUAUAAUGUGUUGUUAGGACUGAAGCACAAAUGCACACAACUCUUGUUUUUUGUGUAUAAUAGGUGGGGGAAUCCAGCGCUGAUACGCCACCACUAAGUCAAAAUGUAUUACGAGCUAAAAAAAAUUUCAAAGCACAAAUUUACACCCCAGUAUCUCAAAAUUUCAAGACCACCAACAUAUACCAGUGUCUGUAUUUCGAAAACUAAAGUUUUGUCAUUGACUCAAAACAGAAGAACAGUAGCACACAGUAGCAAGAUUAACAAAACAUGACAAAACAACGAACCUUAGAGGACAAAUGAGGUCAGCACAGUGUGACAAUGUAUUUUAAAAAAAUAGUUGUAAAAUCCCUUCUCGAGUGGCGACGUCCUGUGUUUCAUGAGGAACUUAGAAAUGUGCAAUGAGAGAUGCCCUGUGAAAACGCCACCGUUUCGAGUGGCACUCGUUCCAGUAGCACAGCUAUUAUUUUCUACAAGUCAUUUAUACUGGUUCCAUCCACUGCAGAUGUUGUGUGGGGAUAAAAAAAAGACAUUACAGUCUUGCAUGAUCUCAUUACAGUUAGUUUCUUUCAAUAUAUUAAAAACUUGUGUCCAUUUUUAAUUAAUUUAUUUUACUGAAAUAAAAUAUGUAAUUAUUAA